Messenger RNA from Tetrahymena thermophila SB210, 1233 nucleotides. RefSeq names its product transmembrane protein, putative. The transcript has a single exon. The record is from RefSeq and is a predicted model, not a curated record. NCBI's taxonomy places the organism in Eukaryota, Ciliophora, Oligohymenophorea, Hymenostomatida, Tetrahymenidae.
AUGAAUACAGUACUACCUAUCUAAGGGAAAACAAAAUAAUAUGAUGAAGUGAAGUCUAUUGAUACUGAGUCCUAAAGUAACCAGAGAAGUACUAUUUUGAAAUCUGAAAAAAGCUAAAAUAAAAAAUGGUCUAAGAAAAGAAAAUAUGCAUGUGUAGCUAUUUCUUUAGCAGUAAUUCUUUGCAUAGCUGGAGUUGCUACCUUUUGUGCUAUCUAUUUUAAGGACCAUUCAAAAAUUGAAGGAAGAAUAGUCAAGUCAGGCUCUGCAGAAGUUAAUGGAUAAUAAAUAAAAUAUCACUAAAUUGACCUUAAUUUAACUUUUAAGGACUCUACUUAAUCCAAAGUUACUUUCUUCUCUACACAAUAAAAAAAAUAAACUACUAACAUACAGAAAAACCAAGAAAGUUAAGGUUAAGAAAAGGAAAUUGAAUAAACUUGCUAUACUGCUAAAAUGGAAGGAUAGGACUAAACUUACAGAUUCUGUAAUCAGUAAUAGGUAGAAGACCCUAAUAAAUUUUAUUAUGAAACCUUUUUUAAUGCAGAUGAUUUAAUUUAAUAAUUAAAUUAAAAUGAUAAAUAAGAUUCAAAUUCUAGAAAUCUUUAGCAAUAAGAUCAAGAUGGCUCAAAAUUUAUCAUAUAUGAAGAAGAUGGUAAAGUAAAAAUCUUUAAUUAACAAAUUCAUGACUUGAAUAACUAAUUGAGUGACUAAGGUCUUUAAUUAGAAUACCAAUAUCUAGAAGAAGCUAAUGUAAAAUAAUAGCAAGAAACUGUUUACAAUAGUAAUUAAAGUAGAACAUUUUCCUUGCAAGUAGAAAAUUUGGAAAAUCCUUACAAAAUAGAGUAAAAUUCUGAUGAUAAAUAAACUAUUGAUUCUAAAAAUAAAAGAAUCCUUUUUUCUCUUAAAAAAGUAGUAAAACAUGUAGUAAGUGCAGUCUAAAAAUGUGGGCCUAUAAUAGGAGCUGCAGUAGGAGCAAUAGCAGGAGGUAUUGUUGCUUUUCCUGAAGGAAUAAUUGCAGGUGCUUAAAUUGGGUAUGAAAUAGGAAGUUAUGCUUAAGCAGCUGCCAAAACUUGUUUACCAAAAAACUCAAGUGGUAAUGUUACUUUUCAUUGUGAUGCAAAGUAAGGUAUUAAGGAAGGUUUGAUUAUAGCAGGAGGAAAAAUAGCUAAGUAAGCAAUCCCAAAAAAUUUUACCAGUCGAAUUUCCGCAAAAAUUUUUGGAUUUAGAAGAAAGUGA